AUGGUCGACGAGUCUCUUGCAAAACUGCGUAAAUUGUCAGCCGGUUGUUCAAAAUCGCAAGAAAAAGAGCUGGACAAAAUCGCCACGUUGAACACCUAUUUGAAGUACCAAGUUCCGCCCGAAAACCUCGAUGAGCAACCUUUGAGAUUUAUGACAUUUAAUGAAAAACGACGAUUUUUUGAAUGCGAAUAUCCCGGCAAAAAAAGUCCGGGGCAAUUGAGAAGAGGAAGAGAGGCGUUGAAGGCGAUUUGCGAUAAUUUGGAGAAUUAUUCGGAUUUUGAUGAGCGAGAAAGUCCCGAUGUAAGGUUUCUAUGAAUUUGAAAUCUUUUAAUCAAAUAAAUGAAAUGAUUUUUCAGGAAAUCUCAAUCUCCCCUCCAAGUCGCGAAAACCUGAAAACUCAAAAAAAUGCACCAACAAACCGUGCUUUUCCUGGAAGCGAAUUGUCGGAUUCAUCAAGAAGCUUGAGCUUUGAACCAGAAAAUGAUUAA
Messenger RNA from Caenorhabditis angaria, 488 nucleotides. Lineage: Eukaryota; Metazoa; Nematoda; Chromadorea; Rhabditida; Rhabditidae. The record is from the annotation of a GenBank genome assembly.